Myzus persicae (green peach aphid) is the source of this 4329-nucleotide messenger RNA. It is a transcript of the gene Galphaq, whose product is annotated as guanine nucleotide-binding protein G(q) subunit alpha. The transcript has 8 exons. Gene Ontology annotation, molecular function: guanyl nucleotide binding; GTPase activity; G-protein beta/gamma-subunit complex binding. Gene Ontology annotation, biological process: phospholipase C-activating dopamine receptor signaling pathway; adenylate cyclase-modulating G protein-coupled receptor signaling pathway. NCBI's taxonomy places the organism in Eukaryota, Metazoa, Arthropoda, Insecta, Hemiptera, Aphididae. Bases 1386 to 2447 code for a protein of 353 amino acids. The record is from RefSeq and is a predicted model, not a curated record. Gene Ontology annotation, cellular component: heterotrimeric G-protein complex.
AAGAGCGAAAAAAACACAACAACACACGCCACACACACAAGUCACAACAGCGACAACGGUCGACGGACGGAGUGCUGGUAUAGUGUCGUCGUCGUCGGUCGAGGUACUCGGUGCGAGUACUUGUACUGCACACAGUGCACAACGGCCGUUCGCGUCGCCGUUUUUCCGUCACCAGUGUACGGUUCGCGUCGUCGAAACGUUAACGUACAACAUCGUUCGGCAUACCGGUACGGUGGUGGCGUUCAGUAGCCCCCCGUGCGCUCGGUACGAGUGUGGUAGUAGUUGCUGUUGUUGUUGUUGUUGCUGCCGCUCGUGCACGGCGGUGGUGUAGAUUAAAAUUUCCGGUCGACCGUUUCACAUCAGCUGCUGCACACGGGCCGCCGGAUCGUGUACACACACAUUUUCACACACACACACACACACACACACUCAGACGUAUAAUAUAUUCGCCUCACCACCGCCGCAACGUCAUCACUCGCUCACCCGCUCUCUCACUCUCGCUCUAGCGCGCGCACACUGCUGCCGCCGCCGUCACCACACCCAGCCGCGCGCCGGCGAGACGACCGCCCCAGCCGAGUGCGAGAUAUCGCCGUACCCACACGGCCACACACACUCACACACACAUACUCGUACACACUCACGUAUUAUACACGUCGUCGUAUAAUAUUAUAAUAAUAUAACACUCGCACACGUAUAUUAUGUGUGGACGAGUGAUGUAGAUAAUAGUAUUAUAUUUUUGUGGUGAAUCGAACGCGCGAAAAAUCGCCUUGGCAUUUUUUUUUUUUUUGCUCUCGUUUAGCAGCCCUCCCGCGGUAAGUGUGUGCGCGCGCGCUCGUGUCGUUUUUCCACUCGUGUGUGCGGCCGUCGCCCAUCGACGGAUAGCGAUUUUGUGUGCGAGUGUGUGUGUGUGUGCCCGUGUGUGUGUGCGUGUGCGAGCCGCGUUUGUUUUUUCGUGCGACCGAUCUCUCUCGUCGCCGGAUACCCACGGACAGCCACUGGCCCGACGACUACCCACCCGGGAUCAGCGCCACCACGCCGGCAGCACCGGCACCACCAGAUAUGUGUACACGGACGAUGGCGUGCCGCCGGUUGUCGCCGCCGUCCUAGGAGGGUGACGGACGGCCAGAGUCGUUGUGUUUGACGACGACGACGACGCACACACCCACCCACACGCACUGUGCGUUUUUGGUGAGGCACGGCGCGUUGCGGGUCACUGUGGAGUGGCACGAGGUGUCUGCUGCUGCUGGCCGCGUUGGUGGUGGUGGUGGUGGUGAGUACGGCGGGUGGACAGCGCAGCAGGUAAUAACGGACGCGCUGCGGCAGCCCACUGUCCUCCGUCGUCGUGGUGGACCGGGCCGCAAGGUGCUGCUACUGUCAUCGCUGAAAUGGCGUGUUGCCUAUCUGAGGAGGCCAAGGAACAGAAGCGCAUCAACCAGGAGAUCGAACGACAGCUGCGGCGUGACAAGAGGGACGCCCGGCGAGAGCUCAAACUCCUGUUGCUCGGUACUGGUGAAUCGGGGAAAUCCACGUUUAUCAAACAAAUGCGGAUUAUCCAUGGUUCUGGUUACUCCGACGAAGACAAAAGAGGGUUCAUCAAACUAGUAUACCAAAAUAUAUUCAUGGCCAUGCAGAGUAUGAUCAGGGCCAUGGACAUGCUCAAAAUACAUUACUCUGAUCCAUCAUGUUCUGAACGUGCGGAGCUCAUUAAAAGUGUAGAUUUUGAAACCGUCACGACAUUUGAAAGUCCAUACGUCGAAGCGAUCAAAGCACUCUGGGGAGACUCUGGCAUUCAAGAAUGUUAUGAUCGCAGACGCGAAUACCAGCUCACAGAUUCUGCUAAAUAUUACUUAAGCGACUUACCAAGAAUCGAGGCCCCCGAUUAUUUACCUACCGAACAGGACAUUCUACGUGCUAGGGCUCCAACUACAGGCAUUAUCGAGUACCCUUUCGAUCUUGAUGGUAUUGUCUUCAGGAUGGUUGAUGUUGGAGGCCAGAGAUCAGAAAGACGAAAAUGGAUCCAUUGUUUUGAGAAUGUAACAUCUAUCAUAUUCUUGGUGGCACUUAGUGAAUAUGAUCAGAUUCUUUUUGAAUCCGAAAAUGAAAAUAGGAUGGAAGAAUCCAAAGCAUUAUUCAAAACUAUCAUAACAUAUCCUUGGUUCCAACACUCAUCUGUAAUAUUGUUUUUGAACAAAAAGGAUCUUCUCGAAGAGAAAAUCAUGUAUUCUCAUCUGGUAGACUACUUUCCAGACUUUGAGGGUCCUCAAAGGGACGCCAUAAGUGCACGAGAGUUUAUACUAAGGAUGUUUGUGGAUUUGAAUCCUGAUAGUGAGAAAAUAAUUUAUUCACAUUUCACAUGUGCCACAGAUACCGAAAACAUUAGAUUUGUUUUUGCGGCAGUGAAAGACACCAUACUACAAUCCAAUCUCAAAGAAUACAACCUUGUGUAAUGUUGCACAAAUAACGCGAAACCCCAUAUGUUAAUAUUUUUUACUAUUAUAAUGUUAAAAUAACAAUACGAUUAGUAUAAAUCCUAAUUAUAUACAAAAACAAACAACAAAAAAGUUAAAAAAAAAAAAAACGAGAAAAUGUAUCCUAUGUUUUUUGUACAAUAUUUUUAACAGAGUACGUUUUCUCUCACAUUUUUAUCUCCAUGAGUGUCAGUUUGUUAAUGUUGGUGUCGUGUGUGAGUCGGUGUAAAUCCGUCAUGAUUUCGAUAACAUAACAUAUAAAGGGUAACUUAAAUUUUUUUUUAAUACAAAUUUUUUACUCAUGUAAAAAUUAAUUGAAAGAAAAUUAUGAUUAAUACUUUUUAUAAGAGCGCAUUUUUUUUAAUUUAAUUUAAUUUUUUUUUUAAUUUAAAAAAAAUAUAUGGUUAAUCUCCUAUAUGUUCAUUGCAUUUAACCCUUAUGUUAUAAUAAUUAUACAAACUAUAUAAUAUUUAAAUAUUUUAAAAAAAUGUCAAUAUGAAAUACAUGUACAUAAAUCUAAUGAGAUUAAGAAAUUAUUAAUAUCAGAAUAUAAAUGUUUAAGUGUAAGUAAAAACAAAACAAUUAAACAAAAAAAACAAAUGUUAUUUCCUCACCCACCCUCCCUCCCCCCCCCAUUUACCCAAUUAAGUAUAAUUGUUUUCUUAAAUGAAAAAUUAUUUUUAUUUUAUUAACAUCAUGAGGUGGAGGUUUUACUUGUGCAAUUUUAAUAAUUUAUUAAACCCUUGAAAAAUGUGUAAGGGUAGUUCUAGUCAGUCUCGUUUAAAACUAUAAAGCAUACAUUUUAAGCAAAAUAUUGUGAAAUUUUCUGAGUUACCUGUGUAAAUUUUAUUGAUUAAAAAAAUGUAAUUUUUGGUAUUUAUAUUGAUAAUCUAUGGGAAACAUCUCAACAUUGUGCUCACCCCAUUUUCGCUCUGUAUUUUAUUUAAAUUUUAAGACACUCGUUUUACUUGUUAUUAUUAUUAUUAUUAUUAUUAUUAUUAUUAUUAUUAUUAUUAUUAUUAUUAUUAUUAUUAUUUAAUAUUUAUACAUAUAAUUAUAUGUGUUUGUUUGUGUGUGUGUGUGUGUGAAUGUGUGAGUGAAUACAUUAUGCUUAGAAGUCGAGAGAAUUAACCUCGACAAUCAAAACAUAUUAUACUAUCAACAAAUGGCGCUAAUUUUUUCUUAUUUUUUAAUAAUUGUUAACAUUAUUUUCAAAAUUGAGAAGACCCUCCCAAACAAUAAAAAAAAAUUAUCAAAAUAAAAUAGUUGUAGUAGUAGUAGGAGUCAACCUUAAUAACUAUGAUGGUUAACAACAUAACUAUUGCUUGUACUGUCUUGUACGACGGAUACACACACACGCACGGGCAUUGUGUACACCUCAAACACUGUUCUGAGCCGUUUACGUAUUAGAAUAAACUAUUGACGUUUAGACCAGCGCUCUUCUGCUUUACUAUUUGUUUGCGUGAAGAUGACCAGUUCGCAAUUUCAACGAAACAUGAGUAUCUAGUUAACAGUGAUCUAAUUCCCACCUAUUUCUACUUCUGCUACUACUACACCUCUGCUGUUUUCAUUACACAGACCAAAAACAGUGUUCUUAAUCAGUAUCUCAUCUUUCAUAUUUAUUUUUUCGGAAGUAAUUUAGUGAGAAUUUUCAAAUGUAUCAUCGGACUGACCUCGUAAUAAAUAUAUAUAAUGUACGUCUAAUAAUAAUGUUAUUAUAAUUAAUUUUUCUGGGGUGAUCACAUCAACUCGACCACCUGGUGUAUUUAAAAUUUAAUGUAUUUUUUUUCCUUUUUCCAUUGUAUAAAUAUUGUUUUAUACUAUUGCAAGCCAUUAUUUUCAAUACUUUUAUAAUAUGAUA